AUGGCUCCCGUCCGCUUCGGCAUCCCCCUCUAUGAAUACCAAGCCCUCGAUGUUAUGGGGCCGCUUGACGUGAUAGCAGGAUAUGAAGAGAAUAACUUAAUUCCCAAGGGCCUUCACGAAAAUGGCCUUGAGCUUGAAUUCUACCACAUCAGCGACACCACACACAAAUCCAAGCCGACGAACUUGGAGCUCGAAAACCUCGAUGUUGUAGCAACAGUCACCACUGCCGAGUGUCCACCAAUCGACUACUUGCUUUUUGGGGGUCCCUUGCCAAGUUACAAGCUCUCUGAAGAGAUGAACACCUUCAUCCAAGACCGCGUGGCAAAAGGAGAGAUCAAGACCAUCUUCACCACCUGCACUGGAGCUGCAGUCCUCGCACAGACGGGCCUGUUAGAUGGAAAACGUGCAACCGUCCACAUGGGAAUUAUUGACUUGGCCCGUCAGAUGUAUCCCGCUGUUAAUUGGGUGCAGAAAACCGACAAGGGCAACUGGGUCAUUGAUGGAAAUAUUUGGACUGCGAAUGGGGCCUGUACGGGCAUGGACAUGUUUGCGCAUUGGUUGAUUCAGCAAUGUGGUUUGGAGCUUGCGAAGUACCAGUUUUGGACGCUGAAUUAUGCUCCGCGAGGCAUUGAUGGGCAGCUCCUCUCUUUAUAGACGGAGCGAUAAUGUUUGAUGGUGUUGAUUGAUGCUUGAACCUUUUUACUCAUGGAUUUUAGGGCUCUCCAUGGAUAAGAUCCAUGAAAAUUUUGCAUAUCCAUAUCCAUAUCCGUUAAAUUUUAAGAGCACGGAUAUAUCCGCGGAUA
This is a messenger RNA of Talaromyces stipitatus ATCC 10500, 803 nucleotides long. RefSeq lists its product as uncharacterized. The transcript has 2 exons. The record is from RefSeq and is a predicted model, not a curated record. Bases 1 to 654 code for a protein of 217 amino acids. NCBI's taxonomy places the organism in Eukaryota, Fungi, Ascomycota, Eurotiomycetes, Eurotiales, Trichocomaceae.